GUUGCGGGGCGGACCGGGGCGGGCGCGGGCCGCCAUGGCGUCGCCCCCGCUGUCGGCGGCGGGCGGGAGCGGCGGCGAGCUCAGCUCGGGCUCCGAGGCGGCGGCCACGGGCGCGGCGCUGCCCGACCGGGACCUGCCCGCGCUCUUCGAGCAGGCGGCCGAGCGGCUCCCCUCGCUGCUGCCCGCGGCCAGCAAGGAGCAGCUGCUCUAUCUGUACGCGCGCUACAAGCAGGUGAAACUUGGAACCUGUAACACCCCCAAGCCAAGCUUCUUUGACUUUGAAGGAAAGCAGAAAUGGGAGGCUUGGAAAGCCCUGGGAGAUACCAGCCCUCACCAAGCUAUGCAGGAGUACAUCGCUGCAGUGAAAAAACUCGACCCCAGCUGGAAUCCACAGACACCAGAGAAGAGGGGAAAGGAAAGCAAAACUGUAUUUGGAGGCCCAGUCAUCAGCUCAUUAUAUCAAGAAGAAGAAAUAAUCAGGGAAGAGGACAAGAACAUUUUUGAUUACUGCAGAGAAAACAACAUUGACUACGUAACCAAAGCCAUUCAAUCAAAAAAAGUGGAUGUGAAUGUCACAGAUGAGGAGGGACGGGCUCUGCUCCACUGGGCGUGUGACAGAGGACACAAGGAGCUGGUUUCAGUUCUCUUACAGAACGCUGCUGAUGUGAACAUCCAGGAUGGGGAAGGCCAGACUGCACUCCAUUAUGCUGCCACCUGCGAGUUCUUGGACAUCGUGGAGCUGCUGCUGCAGGCGGGAGCCGACCCCGGGCUGCGGGACCAGGAGGGCUGCCUGCCCGAGGAGGUGACGGACUCCAAAGCCAUCACCCGGGCUCUGCAGCAGCACGGCCCCGGCGAGCCCUGACCCCGGGGCACAGAGGUGCUCCGCAAUAAACACCCCUUCCCCCCCUCCCUGCCGCCCUCCCCAAACACCUCGGGGGUUCCAGGGGACCUUUUAAGGCACUGGGGUGCACCUCGGGGUCUGGCUGGGCUCUCCAGCACGAGGGCCAAGCGCACGCCCUGAGCAGAAUGGCAUCAGAGCUUGGCGUGCUCUGACAUUCAUCAGUAUUUGAGGGGGGAGGGAGAGGGCCUGGAGGAGGCCCCAAGUGUUAUUUUAAUGUCUCAAACACGAGUACUGUAUGGGCUGUCUCACCAGAGCAGCGUGGGCUGCUCCGUGGGGAUGCAGGGCCAGGUGAGAUGCUCGUCUCUCCCGUUCAGGCUGAAUUUUGGGUUGUUUUUUUGGGUUUUUUUCCCUGGGUCCAAACAAAUAAUAUAAAUAAAAGCACAGUGUUGGGAUCAA
Messenger RNA from Passer domesticus (house sparrow), 1297 nucleotides. It is a transcript of the gene ACBD6, whose product is annotated as acyl-CoA binding domain containing 6. The transcript has 8 exons. Lineage: Eukaryota; Metazoa; Chordata; Aves; Passeriformes; Passeridae. Gene Ontology annotation, molecular function: protein binding; fatty-acyl-CoA binding. Bases 35 to 862 code for a protein of 275 amino acids. The record is from RefSeq and is a predicted model, not a curated record.